Molecule: messenger RNA, 1249 nt
Organism: Mollisia scopiformis
Lineage: Eukaryota; Fungi; Ascomycota; Leotiomycetes; Helotiales; Mollisiaceae
Exons: 3
Coding region: 447-1010 (187 amino acids)
Source: RefSeq, a predicted model, not a curated record
CGUUUUUUCUCAUUUCCAACCAUAUCACCAAAAUCAUUAAAAUUAUCAAUUUCUCCAUCAUCAUCAACCUCCUCCUUGCCAUUUACAAUAAGUAAUGGCUUCGCAAAAGUCCUCGGGCAAGCUCCUUUGCGCUUCCUGCUCGCCGAAUCGUGAAAUUUGUUGCGCUUCUUGUCUCGUGCCCGUCUCCUUGACGUGGGUAGUCACCGGUGGAUAUGGUACAGUACCGACCCCCUGUCGUGCGCUGUGCAUGUUUUGGGCGGCGAGUCUACUACUUCUGCUCCUGGGUUGGUCGACCAGUCCACUGCUUCGCCCAUUUCCCCUCGCGCUUCUCCCGUUUUGGAUGACAGAUCCACUACUUCGCUCCUUCGUCUCACGCUUCUGUUUCGGCUCGUCCUGCUUCCCCUGUUUUGGCUGAUGCUUCCCCUGCUGGUCUCGCUCGUGCUCCCAUGGAAGAGCACGCUCUGGUCCCUGCGUUUGGGGAAGUGAUCGAUGUUGGGGAUGGUGGGCGUCUGGAAUUGGCGGCGCAAAGACCUGGGUUUACUCCGCGAUUGUCCUCCUUCUCCAUAAACGCCAACGAUUCAACCACAUCCUUGUUAUCUUCUUCGAGGAAACCCAAUGGAUCUGGACUCAAGCAAUCAGUGACAGCUUCAGAGGAUCCUGAUCCUCUGGAAGUUAUAGAGAAAUUGUUGAAUCUUCCUCACAAUGGGAGGGAAAAUACUGACGGUGAAUCCUCGGUGGGAAACGUCACGACUAUUAGCUCGAGCUCGAUGGAAUCCACGGAGCCUGGGGAAUUCGUGUGUGCCCUUCGUCUGUUGCGUUCUCAACGCCCUCGUCCUGAUUCGUCUUCGUCUGCUUCACCUCCCCGUCCCGCCGACCAUGGCCAAAUUAAGAAGUCGAAAGGGAAAAUAUCUGAAGAUUUGCGGAAGAAGGCCCAGAAGAAGGCCCAGCAGAAGGCCCAGCGUAUGGCCCCGACUAAAUCUCGGGUGGAGACUGAGUCCAUCCUGCUAUAGGCAGAGGCAGAGAAGCGUUGGUGGGACCAGGUGGAUGAGUAGGCAGGGGCUUGAUUUGCUCGGUCUUUACCUGGUUGGCGUUCCCAGUUUUCUCUGUCUCCUUGGUUCGUUGCUUGAUUCGACGGAUGAUUGUGGACACACACACACACACUCUCUCUCUCUCUCUCUCGGUUGUCGCUCUUGGCGUUCAAAAUAGGUUAACUAGUAUUAUUAUACCCUGGUGUGCAAUGACAUUAAGC